AGCAGUUUAGUGACUCCAGAUAAGAGCCAGACUGGAUGGCCCUUUCCUGAAGGCACCUGGGCCUUCUCCAAACAAGGAGGAAGGAGGUCAGGGGGCUGUGGGAUGAUCGACUGCUCAACUGCUCAAAGGUCACUCUGCUGCUUGCAAACCUGGUCAGGAGAGGCUCACGCCACAGAGCUGCCAGAGGCUGGAACCCUGCUUUGCGUGGAAAUACCUGCUUUGGGGCCCGAUACCUCCCUUCCUGGUCAUUUGUUUCUCUGCCAAGAUGCCGGCCGAACCCCCUCAAGUCCAUCCAGUGGUGCAAAUGCUGAUUGACCUCACAGCCGGGGCAGCAGGUGGUGUGGCCUGCGUGGUGAGUGGCCAGCCCUUCGACACCAUCAAGGUGAAGAUGCAGACCUUCCCGGCCCUAUACCGGGGCUUCUUUGACUGUUCGGUGCAGACCUACCGCCAGGAGGGCAUGCAAGGCCUCUACCAGGGCACCACCCCAGCUCUGCUGGCCAACGUGGCUGAGAACGCGGUGCUCUUUGCCUGCUACGGCUUCUGCCAGGAGGCGGUCCGCAGGCUCUUCGGGCUCGGCAGCGUCCUGCAGCUCAGUGACCUGCACAGUGCCAUCGCCGGCUCCUUCUCCUCGGUCUUCUCCUCCAUGGUCCUCUGCCCCACAGAGCUGGUCAAGUGCCGGAUGCAGGCCCUCCAUGAGAUGAAGGCCGCCGGGCACACCGCCCUCUCCAGCCGCAGCUCCACCUGGGCAGUGGUCAAAACCAUCCUCCGCUCCGAGGGCCCCCUGGGCUUCUUCCAGGGCCUGACCAGCACUUGGCUGCGGGAGGUGCCCGGCUACUUCUUCUUCUUUGGUGGCUACGAGGUCAGCCGCAGCCUCUUCCUCCAGGCUGGACAGUCCAAGCAGGAGCUGGGCGCCCUCCCCGUCACUGUGAGUGGAGGGGUCGGAGGGGCCGCUUUCUGGCUGGCUGUCUACCCCAUUGACUCUGUGAAGUCGCGCAUCCAGGUGCUGUCCAUGGCCGGGCGGCAGGAUGGCUUCCUCCUCUCCUUCCUGCACAUCCUGCGGACAGAAGGUUUCAUGCCGCUCUACUGUGGACUGAUGCCCACAGUCAUCCGGGCCUUGCCCUCCAACGGAGCCCUCUUCCUGGCCUACGAAGUGACCCACAAAAAGUUGACCGGCCUGGCAGAGCGGGCCACUUGAGACCCAUGGAAAGGAGGGACUUGGGCCAUGAUGGAAAGGCCGAAAGAGACUUCCCUUCGAGUGGCUUCAGCGUUGGAACAAACCUCAUUUGGACUCAAUGGCUGAGGGACUUUGGAGGACCGAAAGAGAGCCAUGGGCUUUUGGGGUGUCCCUUGUGGGUCACUCUUCCUCCACCGAUGGAAGCCUCCAUGCCAUGAAUCCAGCUUUUAGUCAGAACCGAUCUAAUCUGAAGAUGCUCUCCAUGGUGCCUGACUCACCUUGAAGAGCACCUUUCAAAGGGUUGUUGUAGGUUUUUUCGGGCUAUAUG
Molecule: messenger RNA, 1502 nt
Organism: Anolis sagrei ordinatus
Lineage: Eukaryota; Metazoa; Chordata; Lepidosauria; Squamata; Anolidae
Product: mitochondrial ornithine transporter 1-like
Biological process (GO): mitochondrial L-ornithine transmembrane transport
Cellular component (GO): mitochondrion
Molecular function (GO): L-ornithine transmembrane transporter activity
Source: RefSeq, a predicted model, not a curated record